AUGGAAAGAGGACCUUCGGCCGAAAGACGGGUAACCAUGACGGUGAGUAUAAGAACCUUUUUCAGAGAGGCGCAUCUUAGUUCCCGGUAGAGAUAGCAAAAACAUGUCAACUUAUAAGAUGUACACCAUUCUCCACUGAGCACUUUAUUAGUUGACCACGUUUUGAUAUCUCUACACAAAGCUGAGAUAUAUUGUCUUGAUCAAAUACUAUUUUCGAGGUAUUCUAUUAUCAAACUUUUUUCAGAUUGACCACAAUUUCACGAAGGAUCUGAUAGGAAAAGUGCGGGCGAAUCCGUGUCUUUAUGAGAUUAGCAAAGGCACUCAAAAUGUGUUCGAGCGGAAAGCCGCAUGGAUCAGAAUAAAAAUGGAGUUGGACUUCGAAGAAGACGCUCAACAACUCUCUGUUCUUUGGAAAAAUCUUCGGGAUAAAUAUGUUAAGAAGAGAUAUAAGGUGAGCUAGUUUUAGACAGGAAGAUUUGAAACAUAAACAUUUGUUUUAGGCCCAAAAAUACCCAAGUGUGCGUCGAACUUGGGUGUAUUUUGAACGAAUGACAUGGUUGGACAUGUACCUCGAUAAGCCGAAGGAAACAAAUAGUCGUACGCACGCACUUCAACCUGUCCAACCGGGAUAUUAUGAAAGCAUUGAUGAUUCUCAGAGUGAAAAUGAAGUAAUGUCCGACGUGCACGGAAAUUAUCAAGUUGUCCGGGAAGAACAGCAGAAUAUGGAGACAAAUGCUGCAGAACCGAUGAUGAUACAGCAUGUUGGACCAGAGCAGUACGCUGGAACACCGAACGGUUAUGAAAUGGUAGCCGAUACGCGAAACAUCCAGCCACUUGUGUACUAUGAGCAGGAGAACGGACAAGUGGAGACAGCCGGAGGCAACCAUCUCCAAUGUAUUCAAAUCAACGGCACACAGUACAUGUUGGUGCCGAUUGGAGAUGAUGAACAUGCCGGAAACAAUGACGAGAAUGUCAAUGUGCUCCAAGAGCAAACAGCACAGUCAGUUAAUUCACAACCUUUUUUCAAAUUAACCUGGCCUUUUUCAGAAUCUACUCGCGUUCCGAAUCAAUGGAUUUCGAGCAAGAGGGGUACGAAAAUGUGCUCGUGAACGUGAACGAAAAUUGGAAUGUGUGCCAAAAGAACGGACAAUAUCAUUCUAACACUAAUUUUUAGUGGUUGAGCAUUAAUUCUUAAAAGGCAAUGUUCCGAAUGUUCCAGCCCAUAUAUCUACAAUCUCCUUCAAAAUGUCAUUAAAGCUUAUCAAACCAUUUUCCGAGGCAUCGUCUUUAUUGAUUCUACUCUAAUUUUCUAGUUCCAAAAUAAAUACAUGUGUAAUAUUCUCUCUUGAUUCCCUCGAAAAGCACUAUCACAAACUAUCCAGCGGGUGUUACAAUCUCCACAUCUUUUUCAACUAUCAAUCCAUUGACCGAGUGGCUUGUUCGGAAUUUAAAACGGAAUUUAUUUAUUGAUAUUACGAUAUAAUUCUGUUAGUUCCUUUGAUUUCAUCAUUCAUUCUGCCAUAACUUGUGUGUGGAGAGAGUUUCAAGAGAACAAUCCCAAACGUUUCCUCGUUGCCUGCAUCUUCUUGCAAAAAACUGAAUCGACGCGUCGUCGUCAUGAAAAAAAACCCAUAAAAAGCAAGAGAACACGGGAAACGAAGAGGGCAAAAGCCAGCUCAUCGAAUACACUUACAUAUUUUAUUGUCCCGCAGGAAGAGAAUCGGCCGAUCAUUCAUUCUUCUUUUUGCAAGCACGCAUUCGUGUGCUAUCCAGUAGAAAUGUAGCUUUAUUUUUUCUAAUUUUCCUUCUCUUCCACUCAAUAUGGAUUUUUCCACUCAAUAAGGAUCAAAUAAUUUUAUGAAAUAUAGAAAAAAAGUAAGUUUUUUCCAACCAAAAACACUUUAAAAACUUACAAAUGUUUUAGAAACAAUGAUCGACUAAUGUCUACGCACUACCGAUUCUUCCGAUUCCGAAGCUUCCGAUUCGAACCAUGGCACAUCACAAUUGUCGACGGAAGCGUCGAUAUCAGAAGAGCAGUCCAAUGCGGGGACCGCUGCAGCAAACCUUGCCAAAGAUGGGUCUACAGGAACAACAAUGGUUCAGAGAUCAACUGCAACGCCAACACCAGAGCAACCAGUGAAUCCAAUAGGGACUCCACAUCAGGAACAAAAUGCGCCAGGACAAGGCACUCCGGAGAUCGGAUUCACGUACACUUCUGUUGCUCAGGCUGGAGCGCCGACAAGAGGACUUAUCAGAGAGUUCCAAUGCGCGGAAUUGAAAGAUGCUGAAAACUUCCGGUGCAUCUUUGAUGAACGGCUAUGUGACUGCCUCGUUCAAGGAACGACUCUUUCGUGCCAUUGCCACCGACUACAACUGAAAGAAGUAAUGGAAAAGACCAAGCUUCCUGUUAAAUAAACUGGAGUGGAAGUUUUGUGAGAGGAUGAGAAGAUCGCGACGAAGAUCACUACUUCGGCUUUGGUUGCGAUUCAAGUCAAAUUCCAAAAUCAAACCGUUCAAAGGAUGGCUAAGGAAGAUGUAAGGAUUGAAGGAUGUUUCGCGUGUGGAAAAGGAGCCAAGCUGCUGGGAAACUGCAUUGGCAGCUUCAAUCAUCGAAUUGAAGCAACAGUCAAAUGCCCCACUCUUGGUGUUCAUUUCAUGGAAUGUGGAAAAAAUGGGAAGAAGACGGAACUCGAGUUCAACGCUGAUGGUGGAAAGAUCGAAGAAACGUGUGAGAUUAAUUGCGGGAAGAAGGUCAAUAAGUUCGUGGUGCAAGGAACCUGGAAGGAGGAGGCGACGUUCGAUGCAAGUCAUCUUCGAGACAAGUUCGCCGCCUACUCUGAAUAUGUGAGCAAUGGAAGUUUGUUGGAGUUGGUGGGAGCAUCGAUCAAGGAGACGUGGAGUUCGUUGGUUAGUGGGAUUGGAAUGUGGACGACGAUCGGGAUGUUGGUUAUCAUCGUCGUCAUCGGACUUCAAUUUUUUAUCGGUCAAGCAGCAUUUUCGUUUUGGUUGUUGCUUCGGCAGUGUCGACGGAAGCAUCGAUAUCAGAAGAUCAGAAAAAGACGGUAGAGCAAACACCAGGAACGAAGGAGAUCGGUAGUAGAAUAUUAUUGCAGCUUUUAUCGGCCCGCUCGGUCGUAAACUGUAGUAUACAUAUAAGCUCUCGUUGUUGUUGUAUGAUAUUGUUUUUCGUUUGUGGAUAAAGUCAGGUCUACUAAUCUACUAUUUCUUUCUUCCUGAGACCAAAUCGGAGAGCCGUACAAUUCUGAUAACAAUGUUCGAGAAGUUCUACGAAACAAACAAGCGAUGCAUCAGCGAGGACAAAGAAUGGUUGCAAAAACGGGCGUUCGUUCGGCGGCGGUUAGUACGAUUUACUAUUAGCUUGACCUCUGUCUAUUUUUCAGAUAA
Messenger RNA from Caenorhabditis sp. 36 PRJEB53466, 3405 nucleotides. The record is from the annotation of a GenBank genome assembly. Lineage: Eukaryota; Metazoa; Nematoda; Chromadorea; Rhabditida; Rhabditidae.